CACUCCUGCCAUCUCACCGGCUGUUUUGGCCCCCGAGCCUGCAGAGAGAGUCGAGGACGGGCCGCACUUCCUGGCGCGAGCUCGUCAAUAAGUAAUGAUGCAUCAGUGGGGUCCCGAGGGGCCUUAGCCUGCACUUUGGAGUGAGUGGGCUGCUAAUCACACACAGCAAAGCGCUCGGCUUCGUCACGGCCCUGGGGGGAGGCCAGCGGCACACUGGGCUGGGUGGAGAAGCUCGCCUGCGGACCGCCGCACAAUCAGCCAUUUGUCUCUGGCCGCCGUCGUCGUGGUGCAGGGUGUGCGGCCAGGGAUGCGCGGGGCGCCCGCUUCAUGCUGUUAGGACGUCUGCGACGGGCUGACCGGCGAGGGGAGGUGCGCCGCCGACGGGGGGGGCAGAGUCUUGUGAAGGGACGAUUCGCUCGGAGCUGCGCCAUGGAGCCCAACAGCCCCAAGAAGAUCCAGUUUGCUGUGCCUUUGUUCCAAAGUCAGCUGGACCCCCAGGCGUCGGAACAGAUCAGGAAGCGGAGACCCACCCCGGCCACCCUGGUGAUCAUCGACGACCAGGCUCCUCCAGAAUCUGCAGAGAAGAGGACAAACAACUCCCAAGGGGAGAUGCAGAGCGCCGAGAUGUCGCCCAAGCAGCGGAAGCAGAGCGUCUUCACGCCCCCCGCCUUGAAAGGGGUGAAGCUCAUGAAAAUGCAAAAUGAAUCGGCGUUCCUGGAGGAAGAGGAGGCCGUCGACAAACCGGACAAGGACUGGUCCCAAUAGAUACAUUGUCUUUUCUUUUUUUUUUUCCUCCAUUGUUAAAUGUUAGUUCAAUAAACUGAAGUUAACAUAUAUACUUAUAUAUUUUGCAACAAUUGCAGAAGACGCUGUAACUGGAAAUCUCUCAGGGGAAAUCCCCGACCUGCUUCAGGACGCAGAUGUCCAACUUCAGCACAGGCUCCGUGACUCAAAGUGAAGGACGGGCAAACUGAAGUGGGACAAGACGACUCCCCGUCAGUGACGUCACACCUGCCGUGGCUCAUGGACUGUCCAUGUUGGAAGGCCAAAAGAAAGGUCCACACGUAUUAGAAAUUCAUAAUCGGAUUGUCCUAAAUUUCAAUGAGGUGUUCAACGCAAUUUCUUAUCCAGAAAACAAUAUUUCUUUGUCAGACCCUUGGACCCCACCAUGUCCUGCCCAGGUGUGGCCUCAGCUUUUCAGUUUUGCUGUGAGCCCUUUAAAGUGACCCGCUGGUUGAUUUUUUUUUUUUUUUUUGUGACAAAAUUUAAAAAGGGGGUGUGCAUGUGUACGUCUUGCUAUUUUGGUGGAGUCGUCCUCAUUAUUAUGAAUCACAACAAUUACAGUUUAGCACCUCGGACAAAAACUGGAGAAUUACGAAUAUUCAUUUGCUAUUCUGUGUUAAGUAAUUGGUGUUAAUGUUCAGAUCUCUUUUAAUUCUCGUCCUUUAGGAGUUGCACUGUGUGACAAGAUGGCUCCAUUUUUCAUGGCAGUAUAGGGGUGACAUUUUAUCUUUGCCGGUGCUGGUAGCCUAGCUUGGCAGGUGGAAGGUCUCUCCCUCGCUUUCUUACGAGAACUUUACUGGAGGUCCUCUCCUUCCUCAGCUGCUAUUUCAUUUUUUUUUUUUUCCAAUGACCUUUUCUCUGCCACCCCCUUUGGCUGCCCAAUCAUGCCACUGGCUCUGCCAUUUGCACCCACAUUCUUAACUCCAUGAGCUGAUCCAAGCUGGGGUCCUUCCUGGCACCUUCGGUGGUCAUUUAUCCAGGCAAAUGACUUUGCUUCCUCAUCUUCUUCUUCUCUCUCUCUGUCUGUCACAAUCUGUGUUCUUUCUUGGUUUAGCUCCGCCCAUUUAGAUAGCCAUUCUCACAGAGUCUCUCUCAGGCUCCGCCCCUGCUGACACACCUGCCUUUCUUACAAUUGGAGUCCACCCAAUCUGACACACAGCUCUCUCAGGCUCCGCCCCUUCUUCAAGUCAAACAUAAACAUGAAAUUAUGUACAUUUACUUAUUUGACUGAUGCCUUUAUCCAAGGGGAUUUACACCAUUUGAGAUACAAUUAGUUACAUUUUUUGGCUUAUACAGUUGGAGCCGAGGCAGGUGAAGUGACUUGCUCAGGGUCCCACACUUUCAGUGGCACAACCUCAGAGUUCGAAUUCCAAAGCCUUAACCCUUAGGCCACACUGCCUGAACAUCAAUGCAUAAGAAAAACACCCACCACGCAACAAACACUGCCCACCUCACAGCCCCAAGUAGGCUGGCAGGAUCUAACCUUCCUGACACGUGUCUCCCUCUCUCAGGCUCCGCCCAUUCUAGUGUCCUUGCACUCUCUUUCCCUCUCAGGCUCCACCCAUUCUGAUGUCCUUGCACUCUCUGCCUCUCUCAGGCUCCACCCAUUCUGAUGUCCUUGCACUCUCUCUCUCUCUCUCUCUCUCUCUUUCUAGCCCUCUUUUUUUCUCUUUCAGGCUCCACCCCUUCUGACAUCUCGUUUUCUCGCUUUGUCUUCCACAGGCCAUUCUUUUUAGUUAUGACAUUUAUAUUAAGUAAAUAUGCAAAUACAAAUUAUAGCAAAACAAACAUGACCAUAAAAAGAUCAAUACCUAUAAAAUCACCCACUUGCCAUUGACCAAUGCCAGCCCAACUGCCCCCAAGUACCAGGUGCUAACCUUUCUGACACCUCUCUCUGUCUGUCACACAGGCCCCACCCCUUCUGAUACACACUUCUUCCCCUCUGACACUCCCUCCCUCUCCUCCCUCUAUCAGGCUCCACCCCUUCAUUUUUUUAUUAUCAGAGUUGUGCUAAAUAAAUAUACAAAUACAAAUCAGAGCAAAUCUCUCAAGUUCCAUCCCUUCUGACACACCAUCUCUCUCUCUCUCUCUCUCUCUCUCUCUUUUUCUCUGCCUGUCUCUCUCAGGCUCCUCCCAUUAUUUAUCAAGUUUUUAAAAUAAAAUAUGAAAUUAUAAUUUACAACAAAUCUAACCCUUCUGACAUCUCUCUCUCUCUCUCUCAGGCUCUGCCCUUUCUGAUACCAUCUCUUUAUUUUUCUGUCUUUCACAGGCUCCACCCCUUACCUUUUGUUAUCAAUUUUUUAUGAAAUGAAUAUAUAAUUACAAAUUACUGCAAAUCAAUCACGACCAUAAGUGGAUCAAUACCUAUAAAAUCACCCACCUGAUGAUGCCCAAUGCCCACCCAACAGCCCCCAAGCACCAGGCUCCAACCCUUCUGACACAUCUCUCUCUGUCACUGAGACCCCAUUCUAUCUGACACACUCACAUCUGUCCCUUUAUCUGUCCCUCUCUAUAUCAGUUGCCACCCUUUCUUUUUUUGUCAUCAAACUCGUACUAAAUAACUAUGUAAAUACAAAUUGGAGCAAAUCCCUCCCUCUGUCUCUUCCUCUCUUUCUCUUGGGCUCCGCCCCUUCAUUCUAUUCUGCACUAAAUGAAUAUGCAAAUCCAAAUUAAAGGCUCUGGCCCUUCUGACACAGUUCUAUGUCUCUCUCUCUCUCACACACAGGCUCCACCCCUUCUGACACAACCCCUCCCUUUUCAGGCUCCACCCCCUCUGGCCCACCUCUCUGCCAGGUUUGUGUGGCCACUAAAACCCCAGUGAUCAUGGACCUUGUGCCCUCUUCUUCAUAUUUUGAACCCUUGGCGGCCCUUCAUAGGGUGGCACUCAUUCCUCUUUGCUUUCUUCGGAGUUAAUCAAGAAGUUCUAGGAAGUCUUUUCCAGCUGUGCAGCUUCAGCUUUGAAAAUAAAGUCCUUUCUGUUUCAUCCAAUCAGCUGUAAAUAACCUGUUUUGGAUUAUUAAACAAACAAAAUGAGUUUCAUGACAAUAAAGGCCUUUCU
Messenger RNA from Polypterus senegalus (gray bichir), 3841 nucleotides. It is a transcript of the gene ppp1r1c, whose product is annotated as protein phosphatase 1, regulatory (inhibitor) subunit 1C. The transcript is spliced from 5 exons. The coding region runs from base 328 to 765 and encodes 145 amino acids. Lineage: Eukaryota; Metazoa; Chordata; Cladistia; Polypteriformes; Polypteridae. Gene Ontology annotation, cellular component: cytoplasm. Gene Ontology annotation, biological process: intracellular signal transduction. The record is from RefSeq and is a predicted model, not a curated record. Gene Ontology annotation, molecular function: protein phosphatase inhibitor activity.